Amphiprion ocellaris (clown anemonefish) is the source of this 8302-nucleotide messenger RNA. RefSeq names its product leukocyte receptor tyrosine kinase (gene ltk). The transcript has 29 exons. The record is from RefSeq and is a predicted model, not a curated record. Bases 230 to 4816 code for a protein of 1528 amino acids. Gene Ontology annotation, cellular component: signaling receptor complex; membrane. Gene Ontology annotation, biological process: cell surface receptor protein tyrosine kinase signaling pathway; regulation of cell population proliferation; multicellular organism development. NCBI's taxonomy places the organism in Eukaryota, Metazoa, Chordata, Actinopteri, Pomacentridae. Gene Ontology annotation, molecular function: transmembrane receptor protein tyrosine kinase activity; ATP binding; protein binding.
GUCACUGGGAGCUGCAGCAGCAGCAUCAGCAUCACCAGAAUGAGUAAGAGUGCGCAACUUGGAGAAAUAACUACACUGUCCGGAGGAGCGUGUUUGUGUGUCUGGAUGUGUGUGCUUGUCCGUUAACUGCGCGCCUCACGACGUAUCCAUGAGCGCGUAAAGGUGCCAAAAAACCGACACGGACUCUCUGUGGAGCUGCCACCGACUAAAAAAAAAGAAAAAAGGAGCCAUGGAUUAUAUACAGCACCACAACAUUCAUCUCUCCGUCGUCAUUUUGUUAAUGGGCUGCACCUGCAAUGCUUUUUUUGACAGGUUUCUGGAGGAGAACUUCUCAGAUCAGCUGUUUCCUCAUCACGUGGAAGAUGAUAGCCAAAUUACUUCGUGUGACUUUGAAUCGCCGUGCCUCUGGACUUUUUCAAAUACCAGCACCCAUAGUGACUGGUCCGUGGUGUCACCGCAGCAAUCAGAAAGCGUGAAGGCUGGGAUGCUGCCUGUGACGGACCACUCUUUGAGGAGCUCUGAUGGCCACUUCCUUCUCCUGAGCUUUUCACCUGCUGCCUCUGACGUGUCUGGGAGAUGUGAAUACCACUUAACCAGUCCGGUUUUGCCAGCAAGCAACAGGCAGUGCAUCCUGCGGGUUGCUCUAUACGAUGCCGGUCCAGCGGCGGGGAAUCUCACCGUCCUCAUCAAGCCGGUUCUCUCGGGUUUAGCUGUUCACUCUGAAGUUCUCCACAGCAGGAUAGGAGACCACCGCAGGGCAGAGUGGGAGGUUCUGGAGAGUGCGAUCGGCCUGGUGGACGAACCCUUUCAGGUGACGCUGCUCUACUCGUCCUGUGCAGGAGAAGAUGGAGUCACUGUGGCUCUGGACUCUCUGGAGUUCAUAGACUGUGAAUCAGAUCAUCAGGGCGUCGACCUGAGUGCAGCUUGUGAGGAAUCUUUCCACUGUGAAAACUCAGGAGGCUGCAUUGACCAGAGCCACGUAUGUGACUUCCACACAGACUGUCCUUUAGGAGAGGAUGAGGGCUUCACUUGUGAUGCUCUUCCCUUUGGCUCGUAUUGUUCCUUUGAAGGGGAUUCCUGUGGUUGGUCUGCGUCCAAUCAGCACUCGGGCUGGAGGAGGGUGGCUGGAGAUGAGCUUCUGGAAAGAGAUGACAUGCAGGGUGUCACUCUGCAGCGGACACCAGGGCACUUCUUGUUUCUGCAGGUAACAGAGAGUAAUUCUCUUCAAGAGGCGUCCAUUCAUAGCUCCUCUUUCCCUCGCCCAGUCUCUACUGCUGCCUGCCAGAUGCGUUUCUCUCUGUACCUAUAUGGAGACUUCAACGGCUCGUUGCUCGUGGCUAUAGAGGAGAAUGGGACCAGCACUGCACCACUGGUCUGGGAGAGAAAUGGGCAGUGGAUGGAUGACUGGGAAGCUGUUGCCCUGCAGCUGACUGGCCUUCAACAUGGGUUCCAUGUUAAGGUAACAGCUGUGUGGGGUGAGGGCUCCAGUGCUGAUGUGGCUCUUGAUGAUAUUGCAAUUGGAGCAGCGUGCUUUAACACAGAUCUCAACUCCCUGCUGCCCAUGGCCGACUUGGAGGAUUUCUUAAGUCCUCUCCCGGAGCCUUCGGCCUCAGAAGUUUCCCUCAUGACAUGGUGGUUUAACUCGUGCGGUGCCAGUGGACCUCAUGGUCCGACCCAAGCCCAGUGUGACAGUACCUACAGGAACAUAAAUGUCAGUGUUACUGUGGGGAAGGAAGGCCCUUUGAAGGGAGUCCAAAUGUGGAGGGUGCCAGCAACUAACAGAUACCUGAUCUCUGCUUACGGUGCUGCAGGAGGAAAAGGAGCCAAAAACCACAACAAACGCAACCACGGGGUCUUUAUAUCCGCUAUAUUUCCUUUGGAGAAAGGAGAUAUACUUUACAUCUUGGUGGGCCACCAGGGAGAGGACGCGUGCCCGGGGAGAAAUCCCUACACCCAGAAGAUCUGCCUGGGAGAGUCGUCUGUGAUUGAAGGCAACGUUCGGGUGGAGGCUGGUGCAGACUGGGCAGGAGGAGGAGGCGGAGGAGGGGGAGCCACUUACAUCUUUAAGAUGGAUGGUGGCGAGCUGGUUCCUUUGCUGAUUGCAGCUGGUGGUGGAGGAAACGCCUACCUGGAGGACCCAGAGUCCAGUCCGGACCACAUCCCACUGGAGCAGUAUGAAAACAGCACCGUAGCUGCCAGUACCAAUGGUCAAACUGGGGCAGCAGGUGGAGGUGGCGGCUGGAAAGAUGCUCCCAGUCCUCACCUGAUGGCUGGCAAGUCCCUGGUGGAAGGUGCAGAGGGAGGUUCUUCAUGUCCGCUGGCCCUGUCUAAGCUCAGCUGGUCGACCUAUGGAGGUUUUGGAGGUGGAGGUGGAGCCUGCACAGCUGGAGGUGGUGGAGGAGGAUACAGAGGAGGCGACGCUGCACUGACAGAUGAGAUCACAGCCGACGGUCAGAAUGGAAUUUCAUUCAUCCAUCCGAUGGGAGAGAUUUUCCUGCAGCCUCUGGCAGCCAUGGAGAGUCAUGGGGAAUGUGAGAUCAAGGUGCAGCUGAACUGCAGCCACUGUCAGACACAGAGCUGCAAACGAGAAGAAGAAACUCACUUUAUCCUGUGUCUGUGUGACGAUGAUGAAGUCCUGGCCAGUGACAACGUGACAUGUAUUGGUACCGUAGCAGCUCCUCAAGGCGUCGCUCCACAGGGCCAGAUGUCGACGUCGCUGAUCCUGGCUGUCGUGGUCUCUACCAUUGCGAGCGGCCUUGCACUUGUGUGCGCCAGCGUCAUCCUCAUGUGGUAUCGCAGGAAGAACGACCUGCAUGCAGUGAGGGGCCGUCUGCAGAGUCCAGAGUACAAGCUGAGCAAGAUCCGCUCCUCCACCAUCAUGACGGACUACAACCCAAACUACUGCUUUGCUGGGAAGGCUGCGUCACUCAGUGAACUGAAGGAAGUGCCACGCAAGAACAUCACGCUUCUCAGGGCUCUCGGCCACGGCGCAUUCGGUGAGGUCUACGAAGGUCAAGUUCUGGGGAUGAGUGGCGAUGGCGGUCCUAUGCAGGUGGCCAUAAAGACUCUUCCAGAAAUCUGCUCUGAACAGGAUGAAAUGGAUUUCCUGAUGGAGGCACUGAUUAUGAGCAAGUUCAGCCAUGAAAACAUUGUGCGCUGCAUCGGCGUCAGUCUGAACAUCCUGCCGCGCUUCAUUCUGCUGGAGCUGAUGACCGGAGGAGACAUGAAGAGCUUCCUGAGACAGAACCGGCCGCGAGCCGCUCAGAACUCUUCACUCACCAUGCGGGAGCUGCUGCGGAUGGCCAGAGACAUCGCCUGUGGCUGCCGUUACCUGGAGGAGAACCACUUUAUACACAGAGACAUUGCUGCCAGAAACUGCCUGCUUACCUGCCCUGGACUGGACAGAGUGGCUAAGAUCGGAGACUUCGGCAUGGCACGAGACAUUUACAGAGCCAGCUAUUAUAGGAAAGGUGGUCGUGCCAUGCUGCCAGUCAAAUGGAUGCCACCUGAGGCCUUCAUGGAGGGAAUCUUCACCUGCAAGACUGAUACAUGGUCGUUUGGAGUGCUGCUUUGGGAAAUCUUCUCUCUGGGUUAUAUGCCAUAUCCUUGUAAAACUAAUCAGGAGGUCCUGGAGUUUGUCACCAGCGGAGGCAGGAUGGAUCCUCCUAAGUGCUGCCCAGGGCCUGUCUAUCGGAUCAUGACCCAGUGUUGGCAGCACUGCCCCGAGCACCGACCCAACUUCUCCACCAUCUUGGAGAGAAUCAACUACUGUACUCAGGAUCCAGAUGUGAUCAACACACCCUUACCUGUUGAAUAUGGCCCUAACACAGAAGACGAUGGCGGCACAGUGAUCCGGCCUAGUGACCCCACCUCCACCAGCCUCACUCCACUCUUGGUGUCACACCCUGUUUCCCAAGAUUUGCCCUCCCAGUUCGGUCUCUCCUCCAUUGGUCUGGGUCCCACCCCUCACACCCCACAACCCACCAAGCCACGUCUGCUCCUGCAGAGAACCCAACCUGUCCACCAUGAAGUGGCAUCAUGUCGCGAGGCACUGGAGCCGUCCUGGGCUGAGCCUGUUCCUGCACCCGGUUCGUCAGUCGGAAGCAACUGGCUCCAUCCUGAACCUCCUCAUCACCAACCUUGCUCCAGAAACAGCUCCUCCUCAGGGAGCCAGAGGCUGAAGAACAAGACAAAGAACCUUUGGAACCCCACAUAUGGCUCAUGGGUCUUGGAAAACUUCAGGGGGAAGAAAACACUGGCUCACACUCAGUCCAUGCCACUCUCGAGCUCCUCCUCCAACACACAGACCUGCAACCCAACUUCAGAGAGCAACGAGGCUGGGUGUGACACCAGCAGCAGCGCCUACCUCAGCCCUUCGAACCCCUGCACUUCAUCGACUCCGUCUCCUUCCUGCCAGGCCGCAGCUGCGACAAGUAUGUCCUCCCAUAAGACCCCGGCAGGUGUAGCCACAAAAGCGAGUAUAGACCUGGUUAAACUCCAGAGUUUCCCCUGUGGCAACGUCAACUAUGCCUAUGAUGAGCAAAGCUACGAGGCAGAGAAUCUGCCCUUGGUUAUGCCCAAAGCUCCAGAAGCCAUCACAACCACCAGCUCCGCCCAGAGUGUCUCCUCAGGGACUAGUCUGGCGCUGGCAUUAGGCCUCCAUAGCUCCUCAUCUUGUAUGCCCAAGCUGCUGCUGAAGCGUCACGCCAGCUACGGACACGAGGACGUGAGGAGACAUACCAAAGCUGAGAAACCCACACGCGACCGCGACUCGGGCUUUUCUCUGUCUGAAGACCUCAGCGUUACCCCAAUCUAAGAAACAGCUCACUGGAACAGGAAUUUCAAUUCAUAUAAAAAUGUCACCUGAGUCCCUUUUCUAACGAACUGAAACUCAAGCUCUGGAUUUCUAGGACAAAAGCAUGGCCCACCACGGUCAAAGAACCACAAAAUCAAGAUAUUACAGUUCUUGGUAUGCUGGAAAACACACGGGAACACUCACAUUUACACAAACACUCCUCUGCACUGUGACACAAAGAGCUAAAGCUGGACUCAGAGCCCUGUCCUGGGCUACUGGUAAACUGGUAGCUGAACACUGAAUCUUUGUCCACUCUGCUGGUGAUGGUUACCAGAAAUAACUGCUGUAGAUGGACUCCUUUUUUUAAUUUUUAGCUACUUUUUGUUUUUUGGCCGUAUUUGUUUAAUGAAAGCUUUGGCAGAAUUAUAGUGGAAUUUGUAGUAUUCAGUGUGACCAAAAUAGGCCAAAAAUGUUGAGGCAUUGGGAAGAGAAGUAUUCAUUUCAACAGUGCGAAAGAAGCAUAAGCUUCAAUAAAGUAGGUUUACCUUCUUUCGGUGCCAUUAGACAGUAUUAUGGAAUUAUAAGUGUUUAAUUUAUAAUUACACUCGUGGACAAAAUUGUUGGUACCCCUCGGUUAAUGAAAGAAAAACCCACAAUGGUCACAGAAAUAAUUUGAAUCUGACAGAAGUAACAAUAAAUAAAAAUUCUAUGAAAAUUAACCAGUGAAAAUCAGACAUUGCUUUUGAACUGUGGUUCAACAGAAUUAUUUUUAAAAAUAAACUCAUGCAACAGGCCUGGACAAAAAUUAUGGUACCCUUAACUUAAUAUUUUGUUGCACAACCUUUUGAGACAUUCACCGCAAUCAAACCAUUUCUGUAACUGUCAAUGAUACUUCUGCACCUCUCAGCAGGUAUUCUGGUCCACUCCUCAUUAGCAGACUGCUCCAGUUGUCUCAGGUUUGGCAUGUUUCAGCUCCUUCCACAGAUGUUCAAUAGGAUUUAGAUCAGGGCUCAUAGAAGUCCACUUCAGAAUAGUCCAAUGUUUUCCUCUUAGCCAUUCUUGGGUGUUUUUAGCUGUGUGUUUUGGAUCAUUAUCAUGUUGCAAGACCCAUGACCUGUGACUGAGACCAAGCUUUCUGACACUGGGCAGCACAUUUCUCUCUAGAAUACCUUGAUAGUCAUGAGAUUUCAUAGUACCCUGCACAGAUUCAAGACACCCUGUACCAGAUGCAGCAAAGCAGCCCCAGAACAUAACAGAACCUCCUCCAUGUUUCACAGUAGGGACAGUGUUCUUUUCUUCAUAUGCUUCAUUUUUGCGUCUGUGAACAUAGAGCUGAUGUGCCUUGCAGAAAAGUUCCAGUUUUGUCUCAUCUGUCCAUAGGACAUUCUCCCAGAAGCUUUGUGGCUUGUCAACAUGCAGUUUGGCAAAUUCCAGUCUGGCUUUUUUAUGAUUUGUUUUCAACAAUGGUGUCCUCCUUGGUCGUCUCCCAUGAAGUCCACUUUGGCUCAAACGACGGAUGGUGUGAUCUGACACUGAUGUAUCUUGUCCUUGGAGUUCACCUUUAAUGUCUUUAGAGGUUGUUCUGGGCUCUUUUGUUACCGUUCAUAUUAUCCAUCUCUUCCAUUUAUCAUCGGUUUUCCUCCUGUGGCCACGUCCAGGGAGGUUGGCUACAGUCCCAUUGAUCUUAAAUUUCUGAAUAAUAUGUACAACUGUAGUCACAGGAACAUCAAGCUGCUUGGAGAUGGUCUUAUAGCCUUUACCUUUAACAUGCUUGUCUAUAAUUUUCUUUCUGAUCUCCUGAGACAACUCUCUCCUUUGCUUCCUCUGGUCCAUGUUUAGUGUGGUACACACCAUGUCACCAAACAGCACAGUGACUACUGUAACCCUAUAAAUAGGCUGACUGACUGAUUACAAGUUUGUAGACACCUGUGAUGCUAAUUAGAGGACACACCUUGAUUGAACAUGUCCCUAUGGUCACAUUAUUUUCAGUCUUUUCUAGGGGUACCAUCAUUUUUGUCCAGGCCUGUUUCAUGAGUUUAUUUUUAAAAUAAUUCUGUUAAACCACGGUUCAAAAGCAAUUUCUGAUUUUCAUUGGUUAAUUUUCAUAGAAUUUUUAUUUAUUAUUACUUUUGUCAGAUUCACAUUAUUUCUGUGACCAUUGUGGGUUUUUCUUUCAUUAAACGAGGGGUACCAACAAUAUUGUCCGUGUGUAUAUACUUGCUUUAGGACCCUCUAGUUCUAGCUGCUACCUUAAAGUGACUCUGAUUCACUUUCACCCCCAUAUAAUGUGAAAACCUUACAAAAUUCCCUCAAAACUACUGCAAUAAUAUGUAUUUCAUGUAUUUUCUAACAUGUCAAAAUUACUAAAGCUGUAGAGCACUCGUAGGUGCAUCGUGUUACCACUGGACAGAGACCAGCUAACUGCUUCCUGUUUUCAGUCUUUGUGCUAAACUAACAGAAUACAGGUUUACAUUAGACAUGAGUGGUAUCAAAUGUCUCUUCCAACAAGAAAUGUUGCCUAAAAUGUUGAACUGUUCCUGUACUACUUGUCACUUGAAAUCUUUAGCUGAAUGUUGGAAUUAUUGUGGCACACUAUGUAAGUCUUGAUUUGACUUGUUUUGGAUUUAGUCUCUUCCCCGAUGUCCCAAUAUUUACUUGGUCUGCAGGCGGUCUUAUAAAUGUUUCAACGUAUAGAAUAUGAUGAGCAGCUGGUAAAAUAUUUACUAUUUUUGUAUUCGCUUCCCUACACUGGACUAACCCAUUGCAUUUGUAGCUGUUUUUUUUUUUUGGACAUUUGUAUUCUUUUUGUUUAUGAUGAAACUGUACUUGUAGUCUAUCACUGCCAUUAGAUACUACUACCCUGCAUUGAUCGAUGUAGUGCUGGUAGUACCUACAUUUACUCAGCAGGGGGAGGUAUUCAGCUUUGAAAUACCAAACAAGUUGCUGCAGUUAUCUCAGUCUUAUAUGAAUACUCAGAUUUAAAAAUGUGGAAAUCUCUAUUCGGUAUUUAUGUUUUCAGGUUAUUCUUAUUUAACCAGUGCAGUAGUUGAUGUUGUUUUAUUUGGAGCCUACACAUGGUAAUAGUAUGUUUUUGAAUAUGUUGAUUAAGUAGGUACAUUUAUCUGAAAAUCCUAUGCGCUUGCUGUAUGUUUUAUGCUCAAGCCUGCUGAUAUGUCUUUAUUUUAGUUGCUCAACUGUGCACUUGAGAACAACAUCUCUAAGAAAAGGUAACUUACCAAAAAGCUCAUAGUUUUCUAAAGAUUGUGCCAUUUAGAAAUUCUGAUCACUGUUAAAUAUUUUUACAUAGAGGGGGGAAAUGACCCUCGUUCUAGUUAUAGUGUAUAUUUCUUAAGUCCUGGUGCAAUUAAAUUCACACCGAUUUAGAUCUUUUUUCAGUUUUUUUUCUGUAGCUGAGGAUUCCUCAAACAAAAGUGCGAAGACAUUCUAUGCAAAUACACUGUCUUUCAUCUAACCUAACUGUACCCCAAAUAAAUCCACAUAUGUCGA